Molecule: messenger RNA, 1586 nt
Organism: Phalaenopsis equestris
Lineage: Eukaryota; Viridiplantae; Streptophyta; Magnoliopsida; Asparagales; Orchidaceae
Product: nuclear pore complex protein NUP54-like
Biological process (GO): nuclear pore organization; NLS-bearing protein import into nucleus; protein localization to nuclear inner membrane
Cellular component (GO): nuclear pore; nuclear pore central transport channel
Molecular function (GO): structural constituent of nuclear pore
Source: RefSeq, a predicted model, not a curated record
UAAUAUUUCUUAGUCCCGAGGACCGGAUUGAAUCAAGUAAAACCUAUUUCUUUCCACUUCCACUUCUUCCGCGGUUUUGCCAUGGCGUGGACAAAACCCUAAUCAACGAUACCGUGAAAGAAAAGGUAUGUUUGGUACACCUUCCUCGUCGCCGGCGUUUGGCUCUCCAUCGCCGACCCCGGCCUUCGGCACUCCCUCCACGGCACUCACCUUUGGAACCCCCUCUUCCACUCCUGCCUUCGGCACCCCCUCCACUCCAUCAUUCGCGACGCCAUCCUCUACUCCGGCGUUCGGCACUCCAUUUUCCACGCCGGCAUUCAGCACGCCUUUUUCCACUCCGGCGUUCAACACGACGUUUUCGACACCGGCGUUCGGGACCCCAUCGACACCGGCGUUCGGGACCCCAUCGGCACCAGCAUUCGGGACCCCAUCGACACCGGCAUUCGGGACCCCGUCAACGCCGGCGUUCGGUUCCACUCCCUUUUUCCAACAACCCCAACAACUUCAACUCUACAGCAGCAGCAGCAGACAUCCUUCUCCUUUUGGCUUGCAGCACAAUGCGCAGAUCACCACGCAGAUGGCGCCUGUCGCUCCACUCACUCUGUGCCUCGCUGACCGUGACGUCCUGGCGAUCGUAGAUGCCUACAAGGAAGAACCGGCCAAUCCUAAAUAUUCUUUCAGGCAUUUGCUUUUUAGUGUGACUGAUCCGACAGCUAGGGUGAAAGGGUGAAACCUGUUGGUGUUUCCUGUUGGUGUUUCUGAUAUAAAAUGGGCGGAGGCAAUGGGGAAGCUGGAGGGAAUGGGGAGCGUGGAUCGGGAGAGAUUGUGGCCCGAGCUUGUUCAAGGAUUCAAGGGCCUUUCAAAUCGAAUCAAGAUUCAGGAUGAAACUAUUGUUUCGGAUGCAGAAAGGUUGCAGAAGACACAAUCUAAUGUCAAAGAGCUUCAAAGGCAUAUCCAAGCAGAUGUAUUUCCUUGGGUCCAGAGGUUGCAGCAGAAAGAGCAAUGCCUUCAAAGGCGUCUAUUGAGGGUUGUGAGAAUAGUGGAAGCAUUGGAGGGCAGAGGCCUACGAAUGCCUUUGAUGAAAGAUGAACUAGAGCUGGCUGAUAAGUUUGAUUCCAUACUAAGACAGAUUAAGGGACCAGGAGGAGAGCUGUCCAGGAAGGUUCAUAAUCUGCUAUCUAUAACUCGAGUGCAAGCCAAUGGCGGUGGCAUCGGAACUAGCUAUCAUCUCGGUUCUGUCAAAAUUGAUGAACAAAGCCUUGCAGACUUACAAGAGGUGUUACAGCAACAGACAGAGGCAAUUGCGAGGUUGGGAAACGUGUUGAAGAAGGAUACGAGGGACAUGGAAAUCAUUAUGUCAGAGAGCAGUGAUAAGUUAGAAGAUGGUGGGAGGCGAGUUUUGAAUAGCUUUUGAUUUGAUUCUCCCUUUUUUUUGUUUUGAGAAUCUUUGAGUUUUGGUAGCUGGAUUUGCCUUAAAAAUAUGGCAGCUGGAUUUGAGGAGAAAAGAAAAAAGGGGUAAAGGAAUGCAGUAUUUACUGAACUCAUGGAUUCAUGCAUUUAACACCUGUUUUUAUUUUAUUUUUGCA